UAGGUGUAAAUUUAUUCAUACAUACAGCAAUCCCCAAGCCUGACAUAUCCGUUUUCUGUGGUAGUAUUUUCCUCAACUUCGGACACGUAUGAAUAUCCCCGCUGCUGACUUAACGUUCAACCAAUUCAGGUUGGGAGGGCGUCGGCGCGUGCCCCAACACCAACAAUCACCGUCCCAAUAUGCUUUCUUGACCUUGGAAACAACAUACCAUUAACGGUCCUUCAAAAGUUCACUCGUCAUCGUUUCUCUUAUAUACAUUCACACACAUAGUACAGACAACACUCAACACCUCUCCCCUCUCCCCUUUCCUGCACAAGGUUUCUUUUCAGUUUCCAUGGCAAUUCCGACGUCGUUUCUCACUUCAACAACCAAGAAAACCAACCUCCACAAACUCACACUCACCACUAUCCUCUGCUCUGUCUUUUACUUCAUUGGUUUCUACCAAAACUUCCGUGGCAGUAUCCCACCUUCCUCCGCCACCAUAGAUUCUUGUGCUCUAUCAAUUCGCAAUACCACCCUCGACUUCUUACCUCACCACUCUGCCCCUCACACCCCAGUCACGGUGGCGCGUGUGCAUCACCUCCAUCCAUGCGACCUUAAAUUCUCUGAGUAUACCCCAUGCGAGGACGUUAAACGGUCCCUGAAAUUCGACAGGGACAGAAUGAUAUACAGAGAGAGACACUGCCCGGAAAAGAAGGAGCUUUUAAAGUGUCGUGUGCCGGCUCCAUUUGGCUACAGGUUGCAGUUUAGAUGGCCAGUGAGUAGAGAAUUUGUGUGGUAUGCUAAUGUGCCUCAUAAGGAAUUGACGGUGGAGAAGAAAAAUCAGAACUGGGUGCGGUUCGAGGGGGACCGGUUCAGGUUCCCUGGUGGUGGAACUAUGUUUCCCCGCGGGGCUGAUGCGUAUAUUGAUGAUAUUGGCAAGUCAAUCAAUCUAACAGAUGGGUCGAUAAGGACCGCCAUUGAUACUGGUUGCGGGGUUGCAAGCUUUGGAGCUUACCUUCUGUCAAGGAACAUUGUGACAAUGUCAUUUGCACCGAGAGACACCCACGAAGGUCAGGUCCAAUUUGCUCUGGAACGUGGAGUUCCUGCAUUAAUUGGAAUCUUAGCUUCUAUUAGACUGCCUUACCCUUCAAGAGCCUUUGACAUGGCUCACUGCUCUCGCUGCCUCAUUCCUUGGGGCCAAUAUGAUGGGGAGUACUUAAUUGAAGUUGAUCGAGUUCUUCGUCCAGGUGGGUACUGGGUUCUGUCUGGGCCACCAGUUAAUUGGGAAAAACAUUGGAAAGGUUGGGGUAGAUCACCGAAAGAUCUUAAAGCAGAGGAGUCUACGAUUGAGAAGAUAGCCAAAAGCAUAUGCUGGAAAAAAUUGGUGCAAAAGGGUGAUCUCUCUAUUUGGCAAAAACCCACUAAUCACAUCCAUUGCAUAGCCAAAAGGAAGGUGUACAAGCAGCCUCUCUUUUGCCGAUCACAGGAUCCUGACAAGGCAUGGUACACCAAAAUGGAGAACUGUUUAACUCCACUGCCAGAGGUAUCAGACAUCAUAGAGAUAGCAGGAGGGCAACUAGCAAAAUGGCCUGAGAGAUUGACUGCAAUCCCUCCAAGGAUAAGCAGAGGAAAUUUGAAUGGUAUUACUGCAGAAAUUUUCACUGAAAAUACAAAGAUAUGGAAGAAAAGAUUAGCAUAUUACAAGGAAGUCCACCAUCAGUUAGGUGAGCAUGGGCGGUAUCGUAACUUGCUUGAUAUGAACGCUUAUUUGGGAGGCUUUGCCGCCGCACUAGUGGAUGAUCCUGUAUGGGUUAUGAACGUUGUUCCUGUGGAAGCAGAUAUCAAUACUUUGGGGGUCAUCUAUGAACGUGGGUUGAUCGGAACUUAUCAAAAUUGGUGUGAAGCCAUGUCAACUUAUCCAAGGACUUAUGACUUGAUUCAUGCUGAUUCAAUUUUCAGCCUCUACCAGGGCAGAUGUGAAAUGGAAGACAUUCUGUUAGAAAUGGAUAGGAUUUUAAGGCCAGAUGGUAGUGUAAUAAUUCGAGAUGAUGUAGACAUCUUGCUAAAAGUCAAGAGCAUUGUGGAUGGGAUGCAAUGGAAUGCCACAAUUGCAGACCAUGAAAGGAGUGCUCAUGAGAGGGAGAAGGUUCUUUGUGCAGUGAAGCAGUAUUGGACAGCGCCAGGCCCUUAACAAAAUUAACCACAAUCUAAAACAACUUCAUAGCGAUGGCCUUUCUCAGUUGCAUUGCCUUUCAAUGCUUAUAAUUCCUCGUCAGACAUUUUUCAGUGGUUCUUGAAUCCGCUUUCAGAUCAGAUGAUUGUAUCAAAAUGCCACAGAUGAUGAAAUUGCCCUGUUCGACUAUUGUUGAUUCUCAAUUUCUUUUGUAAAAAUCAUUUUAUUAAAGAAAAUAUUAAUUAUAACAGAA
Molecule: messenger RNA, 2408 nt
Organism: Manihot esculenta (cassava)
Lineage: Eukaryota; Viridiplantae; Streptophyta; Magnoliopsida; Malpighiales; Euphorbiaceae
Product: probable methyltransferase PMT15
Exons: 6
Coding region: 335-2173 (612 amino acids)
Cellular component (GO): trans-Golgi network; endosome; cytoplasm
Molecular function (GO): methyltransferase activity
Source: RefSeq, a predicted model, not a curated record